AUGGGACUCUUUAGCAAAGACCACGAGAAGCACUCCGACCAGGAUGUCUCGGACGGCUUUGAGCCCACGACCGACGUCCAGGAGGGCAUGCUCUCGGACAACUCGGACGACCUCCAGCGACAUCUGGCCAACCGACAGAUACAGCUUAUCGCCAUUGGAGGUUCCAUCGGCACGGCGCUGUUCGUCUCGAUCGGUCAAGGUCUCUAUCACGGCGGCGCGGGCAGUUUGCUGAUCGCCUACACGCUCCAGAGCUGUAUGCUUGCACUGGUCAACAACUCGAUCGCUGAAAUGUCCAUUGCCUACCCUGUAUCCGGCGGUUUCAUCCGUCUUGCUGGAAAAUGGUGCGACGAUGCGUUAGGCUUCAUGCUGGGAUGGAACUUCUUUUUCUACGAGGCUCUACUGAUCCCCUUCGAAAUUUCGGCUUUAAACUUGAUCAUUGGCUUCUGGAGUCCUGCGAUCACACAACCCGGCCCAACAGCUGGUAUCUGUAUUGGCUGCAUCGUUGCCUAUGCCGCAAUCAACAUUCUUGCUGUGCGAGCUUACGGUGAAGCCGAGUUCUGGCUUUCUGGCGGAAAGGUCAUCCUGAUCUUCUCCCUUUUCUUCUUUACAUUCAUUUCAAUGGUCGGAGGCAAUCCCCAAGGCGACGCAUACGGAUUCCGCUACUGGGAGGAUGGACAAGCGUUCCGUGCCCGAUACGAAGGAGGCAGCCUCGGAAAGUUUGAAGGCUUCCUCUCUGCGCUGUGGAGCGCCGCAUUCACCGUCGUUGGACCGGAGUACAUUUCAAUGGUCGCUGCCGAAGCCAAGCGACCCAGGACCUACAUCAAGACUGCGUUCAAGACUGUCUACUUCCGUUUCGGACUCUUCUUCAUCGGUGGCGCCCUGGCUGUCGGCAUUGUGUGUAGCUCUCGGGACCCUGCUCUCGAGAGAAUCACGAAUGGCGGCGGCUCCAGCACGGCUGCUGCAUCGCCAUAUGUCAUCGCCAUGCGGAACCUCAAUGUGAAGAUUUUUCCCCACAUUGUGAAUGCCCUCCUCAUGACAUCCAUCUUCUCCGCCGGCAACACAUACACCUACGCUGCCGUCCGAAGCUUGUACGGUCUUGCUCUGGAAGGCAGAGCUCCCUCUUUCCUGACCUACUGCACUAAGAACGGGGUCCCGAUUUGGUGCUUCUGCGUCGUGAUGUGCUUCCCCUUCCUGUCCUUCUUGCAAGUGUCUGGCGGAUCGGCCGAAGCCAUUACCUGGCUGUCGACUUUGAUCACUGCUGGAGCCUUAAUCGACUAUAUUGGCAUGGCCAUCACCUUCAUCUGCUUCCAUAGAGCGUGCAAAGCACAAGGCUUGGACCGCAGGACACUGCCCUACUUCGGCUGGUUUCAGCCCUAUGGAGCCUACGUCGCCGUUGUCUGGUUCUCCAUCAUUACGAUGUUCUACGGCUACCUCGCCUUCCGCCCCGCCUGGUCCGUUGAGGGCUUCUUCCAGAACUACACCAUGCAGAUUGUCGACCCGAUUUUGUUCAUCAGCUGGAAGUUGAUCAAGAAGACCAAGUGGAAGAGCGUCUACGAGGUCGACUUGGUCUGGGAACGGCCCACUAUCGAUGCCUACGAGGCUACUUUCUUGGAUCCGCCCGUGGGCUUCUGGACGGAGAUGCUGCAGUUGGUGGGGCUGAGGAGGAACAAGGGCGGCAACGACAAGCGCCAAGGUAGCAUUACCAACUGA
Messenger RNA from Saxophila tyrrhenica, 1710 nucleotides. RefSeq lists its product as uncharacterized. The coding region runs from base 1 to 1710 and encodes 569 amino acids. Gene Ontology annotation, biological process: amino acid transmembrane transport. Gene Ontology annotation, cellular component: membrane. NCBI's taxonomy places the organism in Eukaryota, Fungi, Ascomycota, Dothideomycetes, Mycosphaerellales, Extremaceae. The record is from RefSeq and is a predicted model, not a curated record. Gene Ontology annotation, molecular function: amino acid transmembrane transporter activity. The transcript has 6 exons.